Messenger RNA from Phodopus roborovskii (desert hamster), 1464 nucleotides. RefSeq names its product serine/threonine kinase 32A (gene Stk32a). Gene Ontology annotation, molecular function: G protein-coupled receptor binding; ATP binding; G protein-coupled receptor kinase activity. NCBI's taxonomy places the organism in Eukaryota, Metazoa, Chordata, Mammalia, Rodentia, Cricetidae. Bases 64 to 1257 code for a protein of 397 amino acids. The record is from RefSeq and is a predicted model, not a curated record. The transcript is spliced from 12 exons. Gene Ontology annotation, biological process: protein phosphorylation; G protein-coupled receptor signaling pathway; regulation of signal transduction.
CAAAGAUGAGUAUUUCUUCCAGCAUACUGUAAGUAGAGUGUCCAGGUCACUGAAGACUUGACCAUGGGAGCCAAUACUUCAAGCAAAGCCCCAGUGUUUGAUGAAAAUGAGGAUGUCAACUUUGAUCACUUUGAAAUUUUGCGAGCCAUUGGGAAGGGAAGUUUUGGAAAGGUCUGCAUCGUGCAAAAGAAUGAUACCAAGAAAAUGUAUGCCAUGAAAUACAUGAAUAAACAGAAGUGUGUGGAGCGCAAUGAAGUGAGGAAUGUCUUCAAGGAACUCCAGAUCAUGCAGGGCCUGGAGCAUCCUUUCCUGGUGAAUCUGUGGUAUUCCUUCCAGGAUGAGGAAGACAUGUUCAUGGUGGUGGACCUGCUACUUGGUGGGGACCUGCGUUAUCACCUGCAGCAGAAUGUCCACUUUCAGGAAGACACAGUGAAACUGUUCAUCUGUGAGUUGGCCAUGGCCCUAGACUACCUGCAGAGCCAGCGCAUAAUCCACAGGGAUAUGAAGCCUGACAAUAUUUUGCUUGAUGAACACGGGCAUGUGCACAUCACAGACUUCAACAUUGCUGCUCUGCUGCCUAAGGAGACUCGGAUCACCACCGUGGCUGGCACCAAGCCUUACAUGGCACCUGAGAUGUUCAGCUCCAGGAAGGAAACAGGCUACUCCUUUGCUGUCGACUGGUGGUCCCUGGGGGUGACAGCUUACGAGCUGCUGAGAGGCCGGAGACCAUAUCAUAUCCGCUCCAGUACUCCCAGCAAGGAAAUUGUGAACAUGUUUGAGACGGCAAUUGUAACUUACCCUUCUGCUUGGUCACAAGAGAUGGUAUCCCUUCUUAAAAAGCUACUUGAGCCUAAUCCAGACCAACGAUUUUCCCACUUGACUGACAUUCAGAAUUUCCCUUACAUGAGUGACAUGAACUGGGAUGCCGUGCUGCACAAGAGGCUCAUUCCAGGUUUUGUUCCAACCAAAGGCAGGCUCAACUGUGACCCCACCUUUGAACUUGAAGAAAUGAUUUUGGAGUCCAAACCUCUUCACAAGAAAAAGAAGCGCCUGGCAAAAAAGGAGAAGGAGAUGAGAAAAUGUGACUCUUCUCAGACAUGUCUCCUCCAAGAGCACCUUGAUGCUGUUCAGAAGGAAUUUAUAAUUUUCAACAGAGAAAAAGUAAAAAGAGACUUUAAUCAAAGACAAGCCAAUGUGCCCUUGGAACCAACCAGAAACAACACAGAAGAGGAGGAUGGCCAGAAUAACAACCUAUGAAGCUUCAUCACCUUUGGGGGACCGUUCCCAGCACCUGGCCAGAAACUUCUGAUGAUCGCCUCCAGAUGAGCUAACGGCAGCCCUUACCUCACCACACCUCAUGACAUAGAGAAUGUGAAUGAAUGCCCUUCCAAGGUGGCAACACUCUACUGGUCCUGGGCUCCUCUGAUCUGGUUUCACCACUCAUUAACUCUGCGACUUUAAUCA